Molecule: messenger RNA, 1377 nt
Organism: Momordica charantia (bitter melon)
Lineage: Eukaryota; Viridiplantae; Streptophyta; Magnoliopsida; Cucurbitales; Cucurbitaceae
Source: RefSeq, a predicted model, not a curated record
AUGAAGCUCAACCCGAGCAAGUGCGCCUUUGGGGUCUCGUCAGGAAAGUUCCUCAUGUUCAUGGUCCACGAACGCGGAAUUGAGGCAAAUCCAGACAAGAUAAAAGCAGUCCUCGAGAUGGAGGCACGGAGGAAUAUUAAGCAACUACAGAGGUUAAACGGUCAAUUGGCAGCCUUGAAUCGCUUCGUAUCUCGCUCUACUGACAAGUGCCACCCUUUCUUCCAAACACUAAGGAAAAAGGAUCGGUUCGAAUGGACGGACGAUUGUGAAGUCGCAGUUCGGCAAUUGAAGCAGUACCUCAGCUCGGCUCCCUUGUUCUCAAAGCCGCUGCCUGGUGAUGUACUUUACCUGUACCUAGCAGUGUCGGAAAAUGCAGUGAGCUCAGUACUUAUCAGGGAGGCGAAAGGACGGCAGAGCCCUGUUUACUACACAAGCAAAUCAUUGACCGAGGCCGAGGCUCGUUACCCCUGUGUUGAGAAGCUGGCUCUAGCCUUGAUAACCUCGGCGCGGCGCCUACGACCAUACUUCCAGGCAGCCGCAGACUUUGUUGCCGAGCUGACCCCACCCAGGCAAGGGGGCGAUGUCCGUGACCAGUGGACACUCUAUGUGGAUGGUUCGUCCAAUGAGAAAGGUUGUGGGGCAGGUAUGCUGCUCCUCGGCCCCGACGGUCUUCGAUUUGGGUACGCACUCCGGUUUGGUUUCCGAGCUUCCAACAACGAAGCCGAGUACGAGGCAUUGAUAAAUGGACUAAAGGUCGCCAGAGGGAUGGGCGUGAGGCGACUUUUGAUUCUCAGCGACUCCCAACUGAUUGUCAAUCCGGUUACCGAGGAGUACCAAGUAAAGGAAGCUCGUAUGGAUAGGUAUCUGGCCAAAGCCCGAGGGCUCCUCGCCCAGUUUGAAGACUAUGUGAUUCAACAGGUGCCGAGGUCCAAAAACUCCAACGCCGACGCACUGGCUCGCCUGGCCUCGGCAUACGAGACUGAUCUACCAAGAACGGUUCCAGUUGAAAUACUUGCUGAGUCGUCCAUCGACCAGCCUGAGAUAAUAGAGAUCACGUCAGCUCAGCCUACAUGGAUAGACCCAAUUAAGGACUUCCUGGUCAAUGGCUCAGUCCUCGCCGAUCCGAGUCAGUGCCUCGACCCAGAAGAGGCGAGGUAUGUCAUGCGCGAGAUUCAUGAAGGGGUUUGUGGAAACCAUGGAAGAGCUCGGUCCACGGCCUCGAAAGUCGUCCGCCAGGGCUACUACUGGCCGACGAUUGAGCGCGACACCAAGGAGUUCGCCAAAACAUGCGUUAAAUGUCAACGCUUCGCAAGCAUUUCGAGGCAACCCCCGGAGAUGCUGACGCCGAUCUCAAGCCCUUGGCCUUUCGCUCAGUAG